Molecule: messenger RNA, 2172 nt
Organism: Agrilus planipennis (emerald ash borer)
Lineage: Eukaryota; Metazoa; Arthropoda; Insecta; Coleoptera; Buprestidae
Gene: Mlp60A
Product: muscle LIM protein 1
Exons: 10
Coding region: 132-1679 (515 amino acids)
Biological process (GO): sarcomere organization; muscle tissue development
Cellular component (GO): nucleus; cytoplasm; Z disc
Molecular function (GO): actinin binding; structural constituent of muscle
Source: RefSeq, a predicted model, not a curated record
GGAGCCCUUCCUAGUCAUUCGAAUUACGGUGGUAGAAAGUUACAGGAAAGCAAGUCCCAGAAACAGUGGAGCUAGCGUUCCAACUUCCCUACCAAACGAACAAGAACAGACCGACCAAGUAACCAAAAACCAUGCCUUUCAAGCCUGUUGAAAACCCCAAAUGCCCAAAAUGCGGCAAAUCAGUAUACGCCGCUGAAGAACGAGUAGCUGGUGGAUUGAAAUGGCACAAGAUGUGCUUCAAAUGCGGACUUUGCGGAAAGCUUUUGGAUUCCACCAACUGUUCCGAACACGAAGGUGAAUUGUUCUGCAAAAUCUGCCAUGCCAGGAAAUUCGGUCCUAAAGGUUAUGGUUUCGGAGGCGGUGCUGGUGCCCUUAGCAUGGACACCGGAUCUCACUUGGAAGGAAGUGACGCAAUUUUGGGCUCAAGCAAGGCACCAUUGAUCGCCAAGGUAAUCGCGAAAGCACCACCUGGAGAAGGAUGUCCUCGAUGUGGAGGAUUUGUCUAUGCAGCCGAACAAAUGCUUGCAAGAGGCAGGGCCUUCCACAAAUCCUGUUUCAAAUGUGGCGACUGCGCAAAGGGACUCGACUCUGUCAGCUGCUGCGAAGGUCCUGAUAAGGAAAUUUACUGUAGAGUGUGUUAUGGCAAGAGGUUUGGACCCAAAGGCUAUGGAUACGGUCAGGGUGGUGGAACUUUACAGUCCGAUCCAAGUCUAGAAGCAGGUGUAGGACAUGCUGGUGUUUCAUUCCUUGGGCUUACAUGUGAUGCUAUGGACUUAGAAUACCAAAGUAAUGCUGCCCCCAAGACUACCGUAAUUGAUACUGCCAAGAUCAAAGCCGCACCAGGUCAGGGUUGCCCCCGAUGUGGUGGCGUGGUCUAUGCCGCCGAAGAAUGUUUGGCCAAAGGUAGACAAUGGCAUCGCAAAUGCUUCAAAUGUAGGGAUUGCAACAAGACGUUGGAUUCUAUCAUUGCUUGUGACGGUCCCGACGGAGAUGUCUAUUGCAAAACGUGCUACGGGAAAAAGUGGGGACCUCAUGGUUAUGGAUUUGCUUGCGGAUCUGGUUUUCUUCAGACUGAUGGUCUAACGGAAGACGAGAUCUCUGCCAAUAGACCUUUCUAUAAUCCUGAUACAACAUCCAUCAAGGCACCACCAGGUCAAGGUUGUCCGCGAUGUGGCGGUAUGGUGUUCGCAGCUGAACAACAACUUGCUAAAGGAACUAUGUGGCACAAGAAGUGCUUCAACUGUGCCGAAUGUCACAGACCGUUAGAUUCAGUUCUUGCAUGCGACGGUCCCGAUAAGGAGAUCCAUUGCAGAUCAUGCUACGGUAAGCUGUUCGGUCCCAAAGGAUUCGGCUACGGUCACACCCCUACUCUGUUUUCGUCCGACGGUCAGUCGACGGCUGCGAACGACGCGAGGCCGCAGACGGGCCCGAGAGCGGCACCGGGCAAAGGUUGUCGACGAUGCGGUUUCGCCGUCUUCGCUGCCGAACAAAUGGUCAGCAAGCACGGCAUUUGGCAUAAGAGAUGCUUCAGUUGCGUCGAUUGCGGAAAAUCAUUGGAUUCCACGAACCUCAACGACGGUCCCAACGGAGAGAUUUACUGUCGCGGUUGCUACGGAAAGAACUACGGACCUAAGGGUGUCGGAUACGGCAUGGGUGCCGGCACCCUUACCAUGGCUUAAUAACGGAUACGAUGAACGACUUGCGUACGUCUUAUAAAUACUGCAUAUUUAUUGCUAUUAUAUUAUUAUUAUUAUUAUUAUUUAUUGUGUUCUCUCGAAGUGAUUAUUCCUCCCCUUGUUAAAGCUUCUGGCGCGAUAUAAGCUAUUAAUUAUCAUUAAUGAAUUUUCCUGCUAGAUAUAGCUACACAAUUAUCAUAUACGACGAAAAUAUUUUUUUUCUGACCUGAUGUACUUUUUUGUAUGAGUGUUUUCUCUUUUUUUUUUUUUAAAACGACGACGGUUACUUGGUAAAAAAAAUGAUAAUGAAAAUGAAUAAAGAGAAAAUGAUUUUGAAAUGACGUAAUACUUGUCGAUAAUAUUCAAACACGAACGACCAGGCCGUCCUCGAGGUCUGAGGUCUUUUUUAUAUCUAUCUACACUGGCCUUUUUUGGGCCUAUCGUCGCACUGCGCUUAGCUUCGCAACGACUUGUAUAAUUGUUACAAAAGAAAUGA